Paramecium sonneborni is the source of this 696-nucleotide messenger RNA. Lineage: Eukaryota; Ciliophora; Oligohymenophorea; Peniculida; Parameciidae. The record is from the annotation of a GenBank genome assembly.
AUGUUUUAAUAUUUAUUUAUAUUAGAUGAAUCAAACAAAAUAUAUAUCAACAAUUUAGAAGUUUAUAAUAUCACAAUAACAAUGUAACUUAAAAGUUACGAUUGUGAAUAAUAAAAACCAAUAAAUUAAACAAUAUUCUUUUAAUGCAUUUAGAAUGAUGAUAAUAAGAAAGCACCAUUUAAUUUGCAAUUUUCAUAUGGAGAUUGUUUUUUAUCUUAAAUUGAAUAAUAAUAUGCAUAAAAAGAAAAUUUGUUAAUUGACAAUAAGAAUUCUGGAUUAUUCUUAUUUUUAGAUCUGACAUAAUUAACUUAAAUUAAAUUGAAUAAUUUAAUAUUUUAGUAGAUUAAUUGCAGAAUAUGUCUAAAUGGGUUGAUAUUUUAUUCUUUUAAGAAAGUGGAUGAUCUUUUAUUAAAAUAAUAUGUUUCUAAUUUGAAAAUAUUUAAUUCAACAUGUGGAGACUAUGGUUGUUUUUAACUUAUUAAAGAAAAUGCAGUUCAACAAAGAAUUUUAAUGAAAUCUGAAAUCAAUAUCUAAAAAAUGAAUUUAGAAAUUAUUAUAGAUAAGUAUAUCUGUCUAUAUAAUAAUGCUAAAAAUGAUACAUGUUUAUAUUUAGAUAAUUUAAAACUUUAUUAUAAAAUUCUAUUUUUUAAUAUAAUAAUGCAACCGUAUUAGGCGGAGCAAUAUUUAUUAAAAUGA